This is a messenger RNA of Aspergillus neoniger CBS 115656, 868 nucleotides long. It is a transcript of the gene pre1, whose product is annotated as proteasome core particle subunit beta 4. The record is from RefSeq and is a predicted model, not a curated record. NCBI's taxonomy places the organism in Eukaryota, Fungi, Ascomycota, Eurotiomycetes, Eurotiales, Aspergillaceae. The transcript has 5 exons. Bases 94 to 705 code for a protein of 203 amino acids. Gene Ontology annotation, molecular function: peptidase activity. Gene Ontology annotation, cellular component: proteasome core complex, beta-subunit complex; cytosol; nucleus. Gene Ontology annotation, biological process: proteasomal protein catabolic process.
GGCUCUCGACUGUCAUCUUCCCAUCACCUCUUCCAUUACCGCCCUCUCUUUCAUCUUUCCUCUAAAAUAAUCACACCCUGAGAUACUACAGACAUGGAGGUUCUACUCGGCAUCACUGGCAAGGACUUCGUCAUUCUGGCGGCCUCCAAGGCUGCCAUGAGAGGCCCCACCAUCCUCAAAGCCGAAGAUGACAAGACAAAGCAGCUGAAUGAACACAACCUUAUGGCCUUCUCCGGAGAGGCGGGAGACACGGUACAAUUUGCGGAGUACAUCCAAGCCAAUAUCCAACUAUACACGAUGCGGAAUGAUACCGAGCUGGGCCCGAAUGCGGUUGCUAGCUUUGUUCGGGGAGAAAUGGCGCGGAGUCUGCGGUCUCGGAAUCCCUACACUGUCAACCUCUUGCUGGGAGGUGUCGAUCCCAUCACGCACAAGCCUCACCUAUACUGGAUUGAUUACCUGGCAUCACUGGCACCUGUACCAUAUGCUGCUCACGGAUAUGCACAAUACUACUGUCUGUCCACCCUUGAUAAACACCACCACCCCGACAUUUCGCUCGAAGAGGGAAUGAAGCUUUUGGAAAUGUGCACAGACGAAUUGAAGCGCAGACUACCGAUCGAUUACAAGGGGGUUCUGGUGAAGAUCGUGACUAAGGACGGCGUGCAAGAAGUACCAUUCGAUAAUAACAGGAUUGUCAAGAGUGCCUAAUGUGAUGUAUCAUACCAAUGAUUGUCUAAUGUUUUCGGUUUCACGGGACUUGGGUUUCAAGAGAAGAUCGGUUUGCAUGGCAGGGUAUUUUCCAUGGCUUUGACCGAGACGAAGUCUCUCCUAUUGUUUAGCUAGGUAGAGACAAUAUCAAUGAUUUCUCGAG